Molecule: messenger RNA, 3071 nt
Organism: Drosophila yakuba
Lineage: Eukaryota; Metazoa; Arthropoda; Insecta; Diptera; Drosophilidae
Product: membrane alanyl aminopeptidase
Exons: 5
Coding region: 121-2943 (940 amino acids)
Biological process (GO): proteolysis; peptide catabolic process
Cellular component (GO): cytoplasm
Molecular function (GO): zinc ion binding; metalloaminopeptidase activity; peptide binding
Source: RefSeq, a predicted model, not a curated record
AUAUAUACCGGGCCCAAAGCCAAAAGUCACUUAGUUUUCGAAUCGAAUCGCUGGCCGAGUGGCGUGCGAAAUACUAAUUCUAGUCCAAGGUUCGCGAUCGAACCCUUGAAAACAGGAAGAAUGUUUGCCCUGCGAGUGGCAGUUCUCCUGCUGGCCUGCGUGUCCUUGGCCUCGGCAGGCACCCGGCAACUGGCCGUGGAUGUCCAGCCGCCGGCGACGUUGGCCACCGAGCUAGCGGAUUACCGCCUGGCCGAGCACAUCACACCGGUUAACUACAACAUUACGCUGCGACCCUAUUUGCUGGAGACCGAUGGCAACAAGAGGUACACCUUCGAUGGCGAGGUGUGGAUCGAGGUGAUUGCCAACCAGACCACCAAUGACAUCUAUCUGCACACGAAAAACCUCACCUAUUCGGUCAGGGAGUACUGGCAGAAGCCAACGACCGGCGUGGCCAAUCCCACGGUCAUUCAAUUCAGUGCCACCAACACAACGAACUAUGAUACGGAUAUUGUGAAGCUUACGGCAUCGACGGCGUUGACCGCCAAUACGGCAUACAUUCUGCAUUUCGUGUACACCGGUCUGAUGGAGGACGAUAUGCACGGUUUCUAUCGCAGCUCCUAUGUGGACGACAACAAUGUGACCAAGUGGCUGGGAUCCACCCAGUUCCAGACCCACCACGCUCGUCGCGCCUUCCCCAGCUUCGAUGAGCCCCAGUUCAAGGCCACCUUCGAUGUCACGCUGAAGCGCCACAGGACCUGCAACUCGGCCAGUAACACCCGUCUGAUCUCAUCGAAUCCCACCACUGAAGAGGGAUAUUUCGCGGACGUUUACAAGACGACGCCCAAAAUGUCCACCUAUCUCCUGGCAUUCAUCAUUUCCGAGUUUGUGGCCCGUAAGGAUGACGAUUUCGGAGUUUAUGCUCGUCCCGAGUACUAUGCACAGACCCAGUACCCCUACAAUGUGGGCAUACAGAUUUUGGAGGAGAUGGGCAAGUACCUGGACAAGGACUACUAUUCCAUGGGCAACGACAAGAUGGAUAUGGCCGCCAUACCUGAUUUCUCGGCCGGAGCCAUGGAGAACUGGGGUCUGUUGACCUACAGGGAGCGUUCCCUGCUGGUGGAUGAGUCCGCGACUACGCUGGCCUCCCGCCAGUCCAUCGCCGCCGUGGUGGCCCACGAACAGGCGCACAUGUGGUUCGGCGAUCUGGUCACCUGCAAGUGGUGGAGCUACACGUGGCUGAACGAGGGAUUCGCUCGCUACUUCCAGUACUUCGGCACCGCCAUGGUCGAGGACAAAUGGGAGCUGGAGAAGCAGUUUGUGGUCGAUCAGGUGCAGUCGGUCAUGGCCAUGGACUCGACCAAUUCCACCAAUCCGCUGAGCGAUGAGAACACCUACACGCCCGCCCAUCUGAGCCGCAUGUUCAACAGCAUCUCGUACAACAAGGGUGCCACCUUCAUCCGUAUGAUCAAGCACACCAUGGGCGAGACUCAAUUCCAGAAGGCUCUGCAGGAAUACCUAAAGAAAUACGAAUACCAGGCGUCGUUGCCCAAAUAUCUUUUGGGUGCCUGGCAGGCGCAAUGGCCCAACUCCAGCUACAAUGCCAGCUCCGAGGAUAUAUUCAAGAGCUUCACCGAGCAGGUGGGCUACCCAGUAAUCAAUGUAAAUGUUAGCGACAAACAGGUCACCUUCAGCCAGAAGCGUUUCCUGCUGAAGGAGAACGACGGAUCCAACGCAUCCUUGACAUAUACUGUGCCCAUUUCCUACACCACCAAUGUGGAGAAUAACUUUAACAACGCCACGCCAAAGUUUAUCCUGAAAGCCAACGAAAACAAGACUGAAACCCUCAACGCAACAGUGCAAUGGUUGGUGGCCAAUAUUCAGCAGACCGGAUAUUACCGCAUCAACUACUCGGUGGACAAUUGGCAUGCCAUCCAUCAGGCUCUGAUCACCGCCAACUGGGGAGGAAUUCACGAGAACAAUCGCGCCCAGAUCGUGGAUGAUCUGUUCAACUUGGCCAGAGCUGGUUAUGUUACGUACAACCUUACCCUGGACGUGAUUGAGUACUUGGAGACGGAGACCAACUACAUACCCUGGACAUCGGCCUUCAACGGCUUCAACUACUUGACCAUCCGUCUCGGCAACGAUACGGCUGAUUUCAAUUACUAUAUUCAGACCCUGACCAGCAAGGCCUACAAUCAGCUCGGCUUCAAUGAGGCAUCCAAUGAUACUGCUUUGAAUAUCUAUCUGCGCACCAAGAUCCUCUCCUGGGCCUGUCGCUAUGGCAGCUCCGAUUGCAUCAGCAAGGCACAGGGCUACUUCCAAUCGCUGACCACCGUGCCCAAGAACAUCCGCGCCACCGUCUACUGUGUGGGUCUGCGUGAGGGUGGUGAGACCGAGUUCCAGGCUCUGUACAACAAGUUCAAGAACGAGACCGUGGCCACCGAGGAGACUCUGCUCCAGAACUCCUUCGGUUGCGUGAAGACACAGGCUCUGAUCGAGAAGGUGUUCGAUUUGAUCAUCAGCGAUGAGAUCCGGCGACAGGACAAGUCCUCCGUGCUGGCCACUCUCUACACCGAGAACAACGAGAAUGUUAGUCCGGUGUUCGCACUGGUCACUCAGAAAUACGAGGCAUUGGCUGAGGCCAUGGGCGGCUAUUCCGCGGUGGCCACUGUGAUUUCCAACAUCGCCGCCCGUUUCACCACCCAACAGCAGUUGACCGAUCUGGAGAACUUCAACAAGGCAAAUGGCGCCAAGUUCGGCACCUCGCAGGCCACUUUGACUGCCGCCGAGGCAACCGUUAAGGAGAAUUUGGAUUGGGCAACGGCCAAACUGGGCGUUUUCCGCAGCUACUUGAGCAACUAUCGCAGUGGUAGCGCCAUGGUCAACGCCUUCAGUGCCCUCAGCCUUCUGAUGGUGGCUCUGGUCACCAUGCUGCGCAACUAAGCAGGAAGCAGAGAGCAGGGAGCAGGGAUCAGGGAUUAGCGAUCGGGUCACGAGUACUCCUAAGGCCAUAAAGUAUUUGUACGCAGAGGAAAACGCACCCAAUAAAGUAAACCCCAUUUUGUAGAUAA